AUGAAGAAGGACGGUGACGGUGACGGUGGGAGCACACGAACUGUAUACAAUAUAUUCGAAAUCAUGGAUGAAAUCUUUCGUCUAACAUUUGCUAUUAUAUUAAUGAUCCGGAUCCAAUGCGCGGUUAUUGUGAACGAUGAAUUUGUCACCGUCGAAGACGAACCGUACAGGCAAAACUUAAAUGAAAUCCUAAGUUUCGACACAGAAAGGAUAAGAAGUGGAAGGAUAUUGUGGCCGUAUCCUUUAAAUAAUAAAACUGAACCUACGGCGUCCGUAACUAAUCAGGCAGGAAAUACGGAAAGCGAAGACGAUGUCAAAAUGAGAAAGAAAAGAUUUCUACACUGGUCGUAUCCACAGAGCCCAAUAGUUGAUAUGAUGAUGCAGACGAUGGCAAUCAACUACUCUCCAACUGUCUCUAAUGAUCCAUUUGAUUUUCUACGAGACUCGUAUCCAUUGCCGAACGAUGAUGGGAAACCCUUGGAAGAAUACGAUUACGUAAUAGUUGGUGCUGGCACAUCAGGCUCAGUGCUGGCGGCUCGGUUGACUGAAGGAAAACCUAAAGCAACAGUGCUGCUGUUAGAAGCUGGAAAACCGGAGAUGCUCCUUUCAGACAUACCAGCUUUAACCCACUACCUUAAAGAGACCGAAUAUGUUUGGCCUUACACGAUGGAACAUCAGUCUGGUGUUUGUUUAGGGAGCGAGGAGCAGCGUUGUUAUUCACCACAAGGCAAAGCUGUUGGCGGUUCCAGCGUUGUAAACGACAUGAUAUACUCGCGAGGCCGCCCCCAAGACUGGAACAGGAUCGCGGCGAGCGGCAACUACGGGUGGUCUUAUGAGGAAAUUCUACCCUAUUUUAAGAAAUCGGAAAGGUGCGAUCUCAAGAAAUACAGAAACGCCCCGUUUCGAGGUCGCGAUGGUGAGCUAACGGUCGAGAACGUUCCGUUCAGGACUGGCCUUGUUGAGGCUUUUCUUGCAGCAGGAAGACUACAUGGUCACCCUACAAUUGACUACAAUGCACCAGAACAGCUUGGGUUUGGGGAAAUAAUUUUAUCGGCGGGACCGAUUGCCUCACCGCAAUUACUCAUGCUAUCGGGUAUAGGUCCUAAAGACCAAUUGGAAGUAUUGGGCAUUCCAGUUGUUUCGGACUUGGGCGUUGGAAAAAGCAUGUAUGACCACCUUGCAUUCCCUGGAGUCAUCUUCAAAUUACAUUCAAACAACGCCAGUUUACAGGAGUCGAAAGUGGCAACUUUACCAAAUUUGAUGCAGUGGUUGCAAUUUGGCGAUGGACUUAUGACGACACCAGGCUUAGUAGAAGCUGUAGGAUACAUAAAGACCAGCUUAGCUAGUGACCAUGAACAAUCACCAGACGUGGAGUUGCUUAAUUUAGGUGGUUCAAUUGCUUCAGACUCAGGUGGUGCAUUUAGGAAGAGCUUGAAAAUAUCGGAUAAAACAUAUAUAACAGCUUUCAGCCGCUUAACGACUGUGACACUUGGUCAGCUGUACCCGUUCUUCUACAUCCGAAGUCAAAGGGCUGCCUUAAAU
Iphiclides podalirius (scarce swallowtail) is the source of this 1542-nucleotide messenger RNA. NCBI's taxonomy places the organism in Eukaryota, Metazoa, Arthropoda, Insecta, Lepidoptera, Papilionidae. The record is from the annotation of a GenBank genome assembly.